Messenger RNA from Penicillium digitatum Pd1, 924 nucleotides. RefSeq names its product endonuclease III domain-containing protein. Lineage: Eukaryota; Fungi; Ascomycota; Eurotiomycetes; Eurotiales; Aspergillaceae. Gene Ontology annotation, molecular function: catalytic activity. The record is from RefSeq and is a predicted model, not a curated record. Gene Ontology annotation, biological process: base-excision repair.
AUGGCCCCUGUCAUGAAGGUGCAGAAACCACGUACCCGGAGUUCAAGGCUCUCAGCCCAACACAGCACGAAAACCGAGAAUCUUGCUCAACAUGUUGCGAAAACUGAGACUCUUGCCCCGAUAGUCAAGAUACGACCUGAAAAAAAGUUUGAUAAUUACAAAAAAUUUGCGACGAGCUCCCCCUUUCCCAAUUUUCAACGUCCAUCUCCGCAGGAGUGCCAGGAGGCACAUCGCAUCCUGACAGCGUCUCAUGGAGAACGCGACCCUAAUGCCACGGAUGCCAUGAAUGCAGACGGGCUCGAUCGUCCGACUGUUUUUCCGGAUCCACUGGAUGGGCUUGUCUACGCCAUACUUUGCCAGGCCACCAAUGAGCGGAAUGCAAUUCGACAGGUCCAAAGCAUGAUCGGCGAAUACGGUUCAUGGACCGACUACAACGCUAUCAGCAAGGGCGGCGAGACCAAGCUUCAAAACGUGCUCUCCUGUGGUGGCCUCCAUAUAAGAAAGGCCAAAUUUAUCAUGUCCAUCCUGCGCCAAGUGAAAGCUAGACAUGACGCCUAUACCUUAAACCAUCUCUGGCCACUCGACGAUGAACAAGUCAUGGAGGAAUUCCUUAGUUACAAUGGAGUUGGCCCUAAGACCGCCAGCUGUGUGCUUGCUUUGACCUUGAACAGACAGAGGUUUGUGGUGGAUACACAUAUCUAUCGCAUCACCGGUUUUCUUGGAUGGAGGCCGUUACAUGCAACGCCAGAGCAAGCUCGUGCACACCUUGAAACUAAGAUUCCCGACGAGUUCAAGUAUUCCCUGCAUCUGUUGUUCAUUACACACGGACGGGAGUGUCCAGAAUGCAAGGCUGGAGGAAAGCUAAAGGGAAGCUGUGAUCUUCGGAAGGCGUUGCGCGAGUUGGCUCCAACAAAAGACCAUUAG